AUGCCAUUAUUACAUACUACGAAUAGACCAUAUCAACCUGUCAUUGUGAAAUCCGUUUUAAGAAAACGGAAUGCUUCCGUAUCCAGUCCAGCAAAGGGUAAUGUACCAAGAAGAAGAUAUAACGUAUUAUUAUUUGGGGAUAGUUUAACUGCUGGAUGGGUUAAGAAUGCUGACGGUUACGGAACUUAUCAUCCUUAUGGUUUGAGAGUUCAAAAAAGGUUCGAAGACGAAGGAUUAGAUGUAGAGGUGACUGUUAGUGGUGUUCCCGGAGAAUGUGCCGUUACUUCAAUGGAAGAACGAUUAAAGAAUGAACUCGAACAACCGGGUAAAUGGUAUGACUGGGUUGUCAUUCUAGGAGGUACAAAUGAUGUAAUUAAUGGAUAUGCGGCCUGGGAUAUCUUUGAUGGAUUAAAAAAAUUAUACACUCUAUGUUCCAAACAUGGUGCAAGAAUUUUGGGGAUAACUAUUCCAGAAUUUGAUUGGGAGGAGGUUAAUCAUUUUGAUUAUCAACGUCGCAUAGUAAAUGAACAUCUAAACGUGUAUAAUAAUAACACCACGAGGAAUGCGUACACUCUAUUUCUUCUAGACAAAUUUUUCCCUAUGCAUUCGUUAACGACGGAACAACGUAGAAUUUUUUGGGAUAUUGAUGGUGUUCAUCCUACAGAGGAUGGUUAUGACCUAAUGGGGGAUAUGUUAUUCGAUAUACUUUAUAAAGAAGGAUCAUGGGAUUAA
Molecule: messenger RNA, 732 nt
Organism: Diversispora eburnea
Lineage: Eukaryota; Fungi; Glomeromycota; Glomeromycetes; Diversisporales; Diversisporaceae
Source: the annotation of a GenBank genome assembly